This is a messenger RNA of Effrenium voratum, 483 nucleotides long. The record is from the annotation of a GenBank genome assembly. Lineage: Eukaryota; Dinophyceae; Suessiales; Symbiodiniaceae.
AUGACAGUGCUUCGCUGGCUGCCUGAGGUUGGCUGGAUGCUCAGCUUCCCCGAACGCUGCUUUGCCAUGGCCGACGAGGCGGGAGCGCAUUGCAAAUUCGCAUCCAGUGUUGUCGGGGCGCUCAGCUUUACGCUCAGCUUUAGCGCUGCUGCCAUUCACCUGGUCAAGCGCCUUGCUCUUGAGCAUCUAGCUCGGUUUGGGGAUGAAGGCCUCUUGAGAGAAAGAGCCAUGCCGCAGAGACCAGACGGACGCCUGGAAGGCGCGCAGAGGUUUGCUGGCGUCAACUACGCACUGUAUCGGAAGCGGCUUAAGCAGGCUUUUUUACUUGCAUCCAUCGAGUACAAGCUGCAAAAUGCGCAGUAUGUGCCCCCGAAACAGCGUGAGCUGCAAAGACAAGCUCUGAAUCGCCGGCGCAACUCUAUAAUGCAAGGCGUGACUGUCGAUCUGCCUGACAGCAUGAAGCUGGCAGAGGACUUUGGCUGA